AUGCUAUGGCCUUGUAGCUUGGUUAGAUUCUCAUCGACUUACAGAACUGAGCGCCUCGCGAGCGGAGAGUGGCAGAGCUUCAUCGGCGCACGGCGUAAAUCGUCUCAAACGACACCAAAAAUGGCGGAAAAAGCAGUGACCAUCAGAACGAGGAAGUUCAUGACGAACCGUCUCCUCUCUAGGAAACAAUUCAUCAUUGACGUUUUGCAUCCAGGAAGGGCGAAUGUGUCUAAGGCUGAGUUGAAGGAGAAGUUGGCAAAGAUGUACGAGGUUAAAGAUUCGAAUGCCAUCUUUGUGUUCAAGUUCAGGACCCACUUUGGUGGAGGCAAAUCUACGGGCUUUGGCUUGAUCUAUGAUUCUGUUGAGAGUGCAAAGAAGUUUGAGCCUAAAUACAGGCUUAUCAGGAAUGGUCUUGACACUAAGGUUGAGAAGUCGAGGAAGCAGAUGAAGGAAAGGAAAAACAGAGCAAAGAAAAUCCGUGGUGUUAAGAAGACAAAGGCUGGUGAUGCUGGAAAGAAGAAAUAA
Molecule: messenger RNA, 525 nt
Organism: Striga hermonthica
Lineage: Eukaryota; Viridiplantae; Streptophyta; Magnoliopsida; Lamiales; Orobanchaceae
Source: the annotation of a GenBank genome assembly